AUGUACCAACAUGAACCACCAACCGAGGAGUCACCUAAGGAGUAUAAAAUUAAACAUGCUCGUAUUUAUAUCUUACUGCUUAUCGGGCAAGUUUUGUUUCCUAACAAAAGCGGUAAUACUAUACACUCAAAAUGGACACAAUUUGUUGUGGAUUUGGAAGAUUGUGGAAAAUUGAGUUGGGGUUUCACUGUUUUAGCUAAUCUAUAUAGGGAAAUGUGCAAGUCUGUAGACAUAAAAGUAACCGAGAUGUCAGGAUGCGUUUUACUUCUUCAAGCUUGGGCUUUUACACGCAUGCCUAUUAUAUCUCUGGUGGCUCCGCUUCAAGCUCCAUAUCCUUACGCAAGAAGGUGGUGCAUCAAGAAACUUGACUACCAAAACAACCCGCGCCACCAUCUACAAGGAUACCGAUUCAGGAUUGAUCACAUGCUUCAAGAUCAGUUUAUAUGGAGGCCGUAUCUUGGAUUAGCGCCCCAAAGGCACGAGGACAGUUUGAUAUGGAGUUCAACUACAUAUAUAAUAUGUUUUCAUAUUGUAGAAAUGCAUCAAGCAGAUAGGGUCAAACUACAAUUUGGCCAUUUACAAGGGAUACCUGAAGAACCUCAAUGCCUGGUUGAACACCAUAAGAUGACAACAAUAAAAGCGCGCCAAAAAGCAUAUACCACAUUAUACUCUGAUGAACAAAAUUGUUGGUUGCAUCGAGAAUUGUUUAUGUUGGAUGGAGAUUAA
Molecule: messenger RNA, 726 nt
Organism: Vicia faba (fava bean)
Lineage: Eukaryota; Viridiplantae; Streptophyta; Magnoliopsida; Fabales; Fabaceae
Source: the annotation of a GenBank genome assembly